AUGCGUCCAGAGCUCAUAGUCUCGGCUCUGGCCGCCGCCCACGGGGCCGCGGGUCGUGCCGUUGCUACUCGUCAAGUAUCCGGAGACUUGGACUCCCCAGAGCAGUUCCAGCUGUUCGCGCAGUAUUCCUUCUCGUCGUACUGCACGCGUCUACACGACACAUCCCUCAACACACCUGUCUGCACCAACUUGGACAAAACUUCAUGCCUGAACUUUGAAAACGCCAGUACAGUUGCAGAAUUUACUGCCAAUGGCCGAUUUCAAGUUGGGGGUUACGUCGCGAAAAACCCGAGCAAGCAGCAUAUUGCAGUGGUUCUCAAGGGAACUGAUUCUGCCGGUGACAUUGCAACGGAUGCGGCUAUAGGCCAGAUUGAUAGUGACCUUUGUGCAGGGUGCAAAGUUCAUAAAGGCUUUGGCAGUGCGUUUGAUCAGCUUAAAGGUCAGCUUGAGCAAACAAUCAAGACAGAAAAAGCAGUCCCUGGCCAAGAAAACUGGCGCCUUGUCGUGACUGGCCAUUCUCUCGGCGCGGCUGUAGCGACCAUAGCCGGUUCAUCUCUUCGCAAGCAAGGCAUGUCCCUCGACAUGUAUCUCUAUGGCUCGCCGCUGGUCGGCAACGACAGAUUUGCUGAAUUCGUAUCCUCGCAAGGGGGUGGCUUCACUGCGCGCAUCACCAACGCCAGGGAUCCCGUUACGGCGAUCCCCAAGAAUCCCCUCUCCCCAAAGACAUAUAAGCACAUUUCUCCCGAGUACUGGUACGCAGACGGCGUUGAGGGGCCUCGGGGGUUGUACACGACGGGCCGGCAGAUAUGCGGCGGACUUGAAGCCGUGCGAUGGACAACGGGGCCGCACGCCCUUGGACAUCAUACCAGGACUAACCGAGGCUUUGGAGACCGCCAAGAAGAUAGAGGAUUAAAAGAAAGACAUGAAGAAGGUCGAGGCUCGUGGGCGGCUAUUACACUUGGAGUAAUGCUAGUUUACGAGGCGACUAUGAUUCUUGUUUACCUUUCUGUUCCUUGCAAGUGA
Messenger RNA from Metarhizium acridum CQMa 102, 1023 nucleotides. The record is from RefSeq and is a predicted model, not a curated record. Lineage: Eukaryota; Fungi; Ascomycota; Sordariomycetes; Hypocreales; Clavicipitaceae.